AUGACUAGUAUGGAGGGCAACCUUUCAGCGCGAGGCAAAGCCAUCGCGGCACAGAAGCCAAACUUCCUCGACGUAUUGAGUGAUUUGUGGGCUCCUGAGUCCAACCCGGAUGGAAUUGUGAAUAUCGGUCUCGCUGAGAAUAGUCUCAUGCAUGCGGAGAUGGAGAGGUUUAUCAACUCCAACUCGCAAAUCGAUGCACAUGCAUUGACCUACGGAGACGGCUUCAGCGGUUCGCACAGGCUCAAAGAAGCCAUCUGUCAUUUCCUGAACAGCCAAUUUUCUCCUUGGACUGCUCUUUGUCCCUCCCAUCUGACCAUUACAUCUGGUGUCAGUAAUGCAGUUGAAUGCUGUGCCUGGGCAUUAGCCGACUUUGGCGACUACGUUCUCGUCGGGCGUCCAUAUUUCAAUGCUUUUAAGACGACAUUUGGAACACGUCCUGGGUACGGAAUCAAUAUCAAACUUCUAGUUACAUUCGCAACAACGGAUCCCUUUAGCAUGGCCGCAGUCCAACACUACGAGAAGGCAUACGCCGAAGCGAAGAGUAAAGGCUUUCGCAUCAAAGCGUUUCUAUUGUGUUCACCACAUAAUCCACUCGGACGCUGCUACCCCGAAAAUGUCCUAAAAGAGUACAUGAAGUUUUGUACCAGACAUGGACUCCAUCUAAUCUGUGAUGAGAUCUAUGCACUAUCUGUCUGGGAGAAUCCUCGCCUGCCUGAUGCUCCAGGGUUUAGAUCAGUUUUGUCUAUGGAUAUCAAGGAAGUGAUGGAACCAAGCAUGGUGCACGUUGUGUGGGGGUUAAACCAAGUUGCCACAGCUGUCUUACUAGAUGAUAAAUUCACGAGAGUGUACGUCGCAACCAACCGGCAUCGUUUAGCAGAAAGCUAUCGGUUUACAACUAAUUUUCUCCGGUCCCAUCAUAUCCCAUAUGCUGAGUCUAACGCUGCAUUUUUCGUUUGGAUGAACUUAAAAGCUGCAUUGAAAGAUCCUGCGACCACAGAUAAGGAAAUUCUUGCAAAGCUUCGAAAAGAAAAAGUAUACAUCGCAAUUGGGACGGCCUAUGCCGCUGAAGAAGUGGAGUGGUUUCGAAUGGUAUUUGCACACCCGCAAAAUGUGCUAGAGGAGGGACUGAAUAGGAUGCUUCGAGCUAUUCAAUCAUAG
Penicillium soppii is the source of this 1158-nucleotide messenger RNA. RefSeq names its product aspartate aminotransferase. The transcript is spliced from 6 exons. The coding region runs from base 1 to 1158 and encodes 385 amino acids. Gene Ontology annotation, biological process: amino acid metabolic process; biosynthetic process. The record is from RefSeq and is a predicted model, not a curated record. Lineage: Eukaryota; Fungi; Ascomycota; Eurotiomycetes; Eurotiales; Aspergillaceae. Gene Ontology annotation, molecular function: pyridoxal phosphate binding; transaminase activity.